Messenger RNA from Hibiscus syriacus, 1193 nucleotides. RefSeq lists its product as uncharacterized. The record is from RefSeq and is a predicted model, not a curated record. The transcript is spliced from 6 exons. NCBI's taxonomy places the organism in Eukaryota, Viridiplantae, Streptophyta, Magnoliopsida, Malvales, Malvaceae. Bases 159 to 1178 code for a protein of 339 amino acids.
ACAAUUCAUAAUUGCAAACCUUUAAACUAAAACCCAAGCAAACGAUUCCUCCGCCGCCGGCGGAGCUCCUCCUCUCGUCUCGGCUCUCGCUUCUCCUCCUCCUCCGACGUGUUUGGAACUCCAACUUGUUAACCGCUAACGGUAAACCGCGAAGAGAGAUGCCAGACUCGUCCAAGGAUCUAGAUAAACAUGAUGCUGACUCUAUGCAACAUCCGAGGGAAGGUAGUGAAUAUGUUAGGUUGGUUGUUUCUAAUGAACCGACUGCAGAUGGUAUGAACGUCUUGCUUCCUCGAUCACCCACCAGGAGUAAAACUUUCAGCUGGUGGAUCAAAGCCUUUGUGUGUUGCAUUUUCAUAAUGAUAUUGAUUCUCGUUUUUUUUAAAUGGGGAGUUCCAUUUCUUUUCGAGAAGGUUCUAAUCCCAAUCAUGCAAUGGGAAGCUACUGCCUUUGGUCGACCCGUUCUUGCUGUUGUGCUUGUUACUUCUCUUGCUGUGUUUCCUGUGUUCUUCAUACCUUCUGGUCCCUCCAUGUGGUUAGCUGGGAUGAUUUUUGGCUAUGAUCUUGGGUUCCUCAUAAUUAUGGUUGGAACAACCAUUGGAAUGGUUCUACCGUAUUUGGUUGGACUGCUUUUCCAUGAGCGUAUCCAUCACUGGUUAAAGAAAUGGCCCCAGACAGCUGCUGUGGUUCGACUUGCAGGAGGAGGAGACUGGUUCCAUCAAUUUAAAGUGGUUGCUCUCUUUAGAGUUUCACCUUUUCCUUACACAAUUUUCAACUAUGCAGUUGUGGUAACCAGCAUGAAGUUUUGGCCCUACUUAUGUGGAUCGAUCACUGGAAUGAUUCCAGAAGCUUUUAUUUAUAUCUACAGUGGUCGGUUAAUAAGAACAUUAGCCGAUGUUCGAUACGGCAACCAUCACUUCACCACUGUGGAAAUCGUAUACAAUGUUGUUUCCUUCAUCAUAGCAAUUAUCACCACAGUUGCUUUUACAGUUUAUGCAAAGAGAGCUUUAAACACUCUUGGUAACCGAGAGUCCAACGUGGAGGACGGGUCCGCCUCUUACCAGGGUAGCCUAGAGAUGGAGAAGCUUCCUGAUGAAAAGAGUGAUAUAAGUGCAACUCCAAAAAACUACAAAAAGAAGCCCUUGAACACGGUAAAAUUGUCCAAUGGAUCACGUGGAUAAAAAAUUAGCUCAAUC